AUGACAACGUCACCGCCGCUUCCCAGUCAUCUCGUGGUCGUCUGCGGCCACGGCAUCUGGCGCGGCGGACCGGCGCGCGGCCAUGACGAGGCCGAGUGGCUGAUUGAGAGCUACAAGGCCGGCGAGACGCCAACGUUCAUCGAGCACAUCAAAGCUGGCAUCCAGGCGCUGGCGGACGACGAGCGUGCCGUUGUGGCCUUUUCGGGCGGUCCCACACGCAAAGAGACGCCGCUGUCUGAAGCCCGCAGCUAUGCCAAUCUAGCAGCCGCCAACGACUACUUUGGACUGCUGCCAGACGCUGGUGACGCACAACAACAGAAACAAGAGGGCGCGCAUCCGCUCUCGCCGAUUCCGCUCCACCGGCGCAUUCUGGUCGAAGAACAAGCCCUCGACUCGUACUACAACAUCCUCUUCAGCCUCGUUGCCUUUUGGAGACACGUCCACGAGCUGGCCGCCUCUACCGCGGCUGCUUCGUCUCCUCUGCCAGCCUCGUCGGCCUGGCCAGCCCGGCUCACGAUUGUCAGCCAUGCUUUCAAACUGUCUCGCCUAGUCGACUGCCACUGCGGGCCCGACGCCAUUGGGUUCCUCCCAAUCGAGACCCGUGUAGCGUUUAUUGGCAUCAACCCGCCGAACCUACCGGCCGAGUUUGGCAACGCACACACAAAGGACAACAAAAGUAGCAACGACAGUAGCGAUAGCAGCGACACCAACAGCAAGGCGUCGGUGUCCCAAGACAAGCAAAAGGCCAUGGCGGGCGCGCACACCGUCGUCGACCACUGGACCGAGGAUCCACACGGCGUCGGCGACCUUCUCGCCGGCAAGCGACGGGCACGCAACCCGUGGAAGAUCAGCCAGCUGUUGUUUGUGGACGACGAGGAACGGCAGCGCAGCAGACUGCGGACACGGAUGGUGGGCAUCGAUAUGGAGGCCCUGGACGAUGACGGCCCGCGGCCGUGGAACAGCUGA
This is a messenger RNA of Sporothrix schenckii 1099-18, 966 nucleotides long. RefSeq lists its product as uncharacterized. The record is from RefSeq and is a predicted model, not a curated record. The coding region runs from base 1 to 966 and encodes 321 amino acids. Lineage: Eukaryota; Fungi; Ascomycota; Sordariomycetes; Ophiostomatales; Ophiostomataceae. The transcript has a single exon. Gene Ontology annotation, cellular component: cytoplasm.